Pogoniulus pusillus (Red-fronted tinkerbird) is the source of this 3179-nucleotide messenger RNA. RefSeq names its product poly(A) binding protein cytoplasmic 4 (gene PABPC4). Gene Ontology annotation, cellular component: cytosol; ribonucleoprotein complex; nucleus. The transcript is spliced from 15 exons. Bases 916 to 2808 code for a protein of 630 amino acids. Gene Ontology annotation, molecular function: mRNA 3'-UTR binding; poly(U) RNA binding; poly(A) binding. The record is from RefSeq and is a predicted model, not a curated record. Lineage: Eukaryota; Metazoa; Chordata; Aves; Piciformes; Lybiidae.
CUGGCCGCCUCCUCUCCGCGGCACGGCGGCCCGCUCACGCCGCCGCGGCGGCUAUAAAGGGGCGCCCGCCGCCCGCCGCCUUCUCUCCGCUCGCCGGGCCGCUACGCGUGAGUCGGUGUCGGGCCCAGCGCUGCCCUGGGCCGGGACUGUGGGGCAGGGAGGGCAGGAGAUAGGCGUGGGGGGAGCCGGGUGAGAGCGGCUCCGGCCCGUUCCCUCCGGGCAGCCCCCGCCGCCCCUCUCGGCGCUUGGCCGCCGCCGCCUGUUAUUUAUUGCCCCGCCGGAGCCGAUCUGGUUUAUCUAUAAGCGAUCAGCUUAGCACGGAAGAGUUAAUUUUCAAAGGCAGGCUGGUAGAAAUCUCUGCUCCUGAGAGGAUUUCCCCCCCUAGUUGGAUUUAUUGUUGUCUUUUACCUCAGAGAACCGCUCGGCCUCCGCUCAGGAGAGCUGGGGCUGAAUUCGGCUCUUCAAGCCAAAUCCGGGACGUGGCUUUAGGGCGGUCGGGGAGGGGUUUUUAUUCCCUCCGACACGCUGAGAAACUGAGAGCCGGCGUCUGAAUUGUGGCUUCCAGUCGCAGGCCCCCCUCUCUCGGAGCCUUAACUUUGGGAUUUUGGGUUUGUUUUGGGGUUUUUUCCCCCCUCUGGUUUCAGGCCUUAACCUCCUCCUUCAGCCUCCCUCUGUCCCGGGGCCUGGUGCGGCUCGCAGCCCUCCCGCGGUGCCCCCCGACCAGCCUCCUGCCAGUCCCUUUCCAGCCGUUUCUGCAGCCCCCUCCUUAGUGAGGCUUUUAAACAAGGUUUUGAGGUUGUUGUUUUUUUUCCCCCUUGCGCUCUCAGUUUAAAUAUAUUUUUUUUAAAGCCCGACCUAACCCCCAAGAACAAACCCCCUCCUAGUUUCGGGUGCCAGCACGUGUUCGGGUAGAAGAUGAACGCGGCUGCCAGCAGCUACCCGAUGGCAUCGCUGUACGUGGGUGACCUGCACCCCGAUGUCACCGAGGCCAUGCUCUAUGAGAAGUUCAGCCCUGCUGGGCCGGUGCUUUCCAUUCGGGUCUGCAGGGAUAUGAUCACUCGCCGGUCCCUCGGCUAUGCCUACGUCAACUUCCAGCAGCCAGCAGAUGCCGAGCGUGCUCUGGACACCAUGAACUUUGACGUGAUCAAAGGGAAGCCCAUUCGCAUCAUGUGGUCUCAGAGGGACCCCUCUCUGAGGAAGUCAGGGGUCGGCAACGUCUUCAUCAAGAACCUGGACAAGUCCAUUGACAACAAAGCACUUUAUGACACCUUCUCAGCGUUCGGGAAUAUUCUGUCCUGCAAGGUGGUGUGUGAUGAGAAUGGCUCGAAGGGCUACGCCUUCGUGCACUUUGAGACGCAGGAGGCGGCAGACAGGGCCAUCGAGAAGAUGAACGGCAUGCUGCUCAACGACCGCAAAGUAUUUGUUGGGAGAUUCAAGUCUCGUAAAGAGAGAGAGGCUGAGCUGGGAGCCAAGGCCAAAGAAUUCACCAACGUUUAUAUCAAAAACUUUGGGGAUGAUAUGGAUGAUGAAAGACUAAAAGAGCUCUUCAGUAAAUAUGGUAAAACUCUGAGUGUUAAAGUGAUGACAGACCCUACUGGAAAAUCCAAGGGCUUUGGCUUUGUAAGCUUUGAGAAACAUGAAGAUGCUAACAAGGCAGUAGAAGAGAUGAAUGGGAAGGACAUCAACGGGAAGUUGGUGUUUGUGGGCCGGGCGCAGAAGAAGAUGGAGCGGCAGGCGGAGCUGAAGCGCAGGUUUGAGCAGCUGAAACAAGAGAGGCUCAGCCGCUACCAGGGUGUUAACCUGUACAUUAAAAACCUAGAUGACACUAUAGAUGAUGAAAAGCUGAGGAAAGAGUUCUCACCUUUUGGCUCCAUAACGAGUGCCAAGGUGAUGCUGGAAGAUGGCCGGAGCAAAGGGUUUGGCUUUGUCUGCUUUUCAUCUCCAGAGGAAGCUACCAAGGCCGUGACGGAGAUGAACGGACGCAUCGUGGGCUCCAAGCCGCUCUACGUGGCGCUGGCGCAGAGGAAGGAGGAGCGCAAGGCUCACCUGACCAACCAGUACAUGCAGCGCAUCGCUGGCAUGAGAGCCCUGCCUGCCAACACCAUCAUCAACCAGUUCCAGCCUGCUGCUGGCGGCUACUUCAUGCCUGCUGUGCCCCAGGCUCAGAGCAGACCUACAUACUAUGCACCCAAUCAAAUGGCACAGAUGAGACCCAACCCACGCUGGCAACAAGGGGGAAGACCUCAAGGCUUCCAGGGAAUGCCAAAUGCCUUGCGCCAGUCAGGCCCGAGGCCAGCACUGCGCCACCUGGCCCCUGCCAGCAAUGCUCCAGCCUCUCGUGGCCUCCCUGCUGCUGCCCAGAGAGUUGGCGUUGGCACCGCCGCCCAGACCUUGGCUCCGCGGCCGCCUGUGGCCGCCCCAGCUCCCCGCGCGGUUCCUCCCUACAAAUACGCCUCCAGCGUCCGCAGCCCGCACCCGGCCGUGCAGCCUCUGCAGGCACCUCAGCCUGCAGUCCAUGUGCAGGGACAGGAACCUCUAACAGCCUCCAUGCUGGCUGCUGCCCCACCUCAGGAGCAGAAACAGAUGCUGGGAGAACGUUUGUUCCCUCUGAUUCAAGCUAUGCACCCCAGCCUUGCAGGGAAGAUCACAGGAAUGCUGCUGGAGAUUGACAACUCAGAGCUGCUGCACAUGCUCGAGUCUCCAGAGUCCCUCUGCUCCAAGGUGGAGGAGGCAGUUGCAGUGUUGCAGGCUCACCAAGCCAAGAAAGAAGCUGCCCAGAAGGUGGGCGUGGUUGCUGCUACCUCUUAAACCCAGGAAAACUGGAUGCAACAGAAGCCAAAUAGCCCUUUCAUAGACAUCAGCUGAAGAUGCUUGCAGAUUGUUCACUCUCCUGCAGAUCUCAAUCCCCUGCAUCAUAUCACAUAGUUACUGCAUUUUGUAAAGUAACCUCGAAGAUCUUUGAAAGCCAACUCUGAAGCUCUUAAGGUUCCCAAAAGUCAGAUUUGGCCUUGCAAGCUUUUCCCCCACCCUGUGGUCAGAAGAGAAAGCUACCAUUUGUGUCUUCUGAGGGAGGACAUUGGAAGCCUUCGGGUUGAAAGUGUUUUGUGGGUUUGAAUGUAACUGUGAACGGUUUGGAAACUCUGGAAAGCAUUUAUCAAUAAAGGAAUUAAAAACUUUCA